UCCCUUUUUUCCUAAUCUUGUUAUGGAAAAAAUCAGUAUAUUACCUUGUAGUCCAAGUUUGAACGAUGGACCAAAGAGGCGACAUGACUAAAAAGCAUUCUGAAAACGACGUGGGUUUAGCCAAUGAGGGGGUAUAUCUUCGUAAAUACAGAGUUAAACCAGGGGUAUAUAUUUCAGAUUGAGAUAAACCGAACCGAAUAUAUAUAUAUACCGCUGCUACACACACACACGCACACAAGCUUUUUGGUUCUGGGAGACUGAGAAAUAGAAGGAGCGUAGCAGAGCAGUUUCCGAUUUCCUUUUUCUCUCUCUCUUUCUCUCUCUCUCUCUCUUAAUCCGGAUUUAUAAGUAUUAGGGUUUCUUCUUCCUUGUAGUGACAUUACUCUCUCUGUGUCGCUCUGUGUGUGUGUGUUUGCUCGGAAGAUUACAAUCAUGGUUGCUGAUUCGGUCACAGACUCUGAGCUCAUUCACGGCUCUCCAGUUUCUAGAGAUAUCUCCAUGAAACGCAAGGCGAAUUGGUUGUGUAAACUGAAGCAGUGGAAGAUUGAUGAUCGUCGCAAGCAAUGGAUUUAUCAAUGGAAAAGAGCAAACGUAGAUGAAGAAGAAAUUGGCCGCAGACUCAAAUCUUUGCUAAAGAAACUUACUGAUAAGAAAGCUUGGAGGAUUGAUUACGAAGAAGGAAGCUACGGAUUCACCAAAUGCCAUGAUGUGGAUGAUGAUGAUGAUGAGAUUGAUCUUGUCAAGACAUCGUCUGCUAGGAGUCCCACGAGUGUACUCAAGAGCAAAGGUUCUGUUAGUGAAGAUUGCUUCUGUUGUUCUGAGCAGAUGACGACUGAGGAAGAGGACGAAGUUUUUGACGAUGCUUAUGACAACUGGGAUGGGUUUAGAGAUGCGUUAAACGCCUUUGACAAUGAUGAAGACGACAUCCCUCAACUUGAGACAGGAGAUUUAGAGCAAGAAGAAGAUCUCGUUCCAAAUACGAGCCAGAGAACCCCUGAGAAGCUCUUCCAUAAAGACAACAAGUACAAGCAUGAUGCUUCUUCACAUCAAAAGACGGUUCAGAGAAAUAGUAAGAAGAAGAAUAAGAGGUCUAACUCUGGGAAUCAAGAAGGUGAUGCAGAAGAAUGUCCUAUUUGCUCUGAGGUGAUGGAUGCAACGGAUCUAAGUUUCCAACCAUGUCCUUGUGGGUUUCGGAUUUGUCUCUUCUGCCACAAGAGGAUCAGUGAAAACGAAGCACGUUGUCCAUCUUGCAGGGAGCAGUAUGUUCAGACGAGUAAUAAUAGUGGAGAAGUAGGUUUCCAGCAACGUGGUCGUGGCACAAUUCGCUUGUCUCCGUCGUUUAGAGGACUUGACAGAGCUUAAGAGAGAAACAAGUUCAAUAGUGUCAUGAAUUUCUUAUCCUAUUUUUGCCUUAGUUCCUCAGAAACAGCAAUUUUGUGGGUUUCCUAGCUUAGAUUGUUGUCAUCUCGGUAAUAAGUUUUCAUUGAUGUUUGUGAAUCAUAUACACAUAAAACGAAGAUUAAUCUUUUACUCAAUA
This is a messenger RNA of Capsella rubella, 1537 nucleotides long. RefSeq lists its product as uncharacterized. The transcript has 3 exons. Gene Ontology annotation, cellular component: CCR4-NOT complex. Gene Ontology annotation, biological process: protein ubiquitination. NCBI's taxonomy places the organism in Eukaryota, Viridiplantae, Streptophyta, Magnoliopsida, Brassicales, Brassicaceae. The record is from RefSeq and is a predicted model, not a curated record. The coding region runs from base 433 to 1362 and encodes 309 amino acids. Gene Ontology annotation, molecular function: ubiquitin-protein transferase activity.